This is a messenger RNA of Cryphonectria parasitica EP155, 1593 nucleotides long. RefSeq names its product ORC2-domain-containing protein. The transcript is spliced from 2 exons. The record is from RefSeq and is a predicted model, not a curated record. Gene Ontology annotation, molecular function: DNA replication origin binding. Gene Ontology annotation, cellular component: nucleus; nuclear origin of replication recognition complex. The coding region runs from base 1 to 1593 and encodes 530 amino acids. NCBI's taxonomy places the organism in Eukaryota, Fungi, Ascomycota, Sordariomycetes, Diaporthales, Cryphonectriaceae. Gene Ontology annotation, biological process: DNA replication.
AUGAAGAAUGAUGAGGGAGACGAGCUCGCAGAUGCAGACGUGGCCGUGACACCUACUCCCCGCAGGCGUGGACGUCCGCCGAAGGGCUCAGCCACUCCUGUCAGCUCGAAUCGGGUUGGUGGAGUCGUGUCGACGCCCAAGGGUGCUCGUUCGGCUACGAGGGCGAAUAUAGAGACGCCAUCCCGGGCGAAUGGCCCCAAUGGUAUCGACACACCAGGGCGCCGCACAAUAGCAGACAGGUCUGCCCGGCGAAAGAGUGCGAGGGCUCUGAUCAACCGUGUGGUGGGCGGCGCUACGAGCGACGACGAGGCGGGCGACGAGCAUCUUGUGCGUGCGAUCUAUGAGUCGGACGCAGAAGAUGAUGAGGCUGGGGAGGACGUCGAGGAAGAAGGAGGAAUCGAGGAGGAAGAAGACGACGAGGACGAGGGGGCCACAAGCGCAGCGGCUACCCCGUCCAAGGCCGGUCGCGGGGGCAGGAGGAAGAAGGCGACAUCGAGGAAAAAGUCGCCCAGUCCACCGCGUGAUCUGCCUCCCCAUGAGAUGUACUUUUUUCAGAACAAGCCCGGCCUGGCCAAGACGUCAACCAACACGCUUACGACCCUGGACCUGCUCACACAUGAUGAGUACUUUACGAUCCUCCGUGACCUACAGGAUCCCCACGAGGUAGACAUCAAAUACCUGGAAGACCUGCACGCGGAGUCUUUCAGCCAGUGGUUCUUUGAGCUUGCUGAGGGAUUCAGCCUCUGCCUCUAUGGAUACGGCUCGAAGCGCGCGCUCCUUCAUCGCUUCGCAAAGCACCUGCACAGCCAGAUACAAAAUCACCAGUCUCACAAGAUCGUGGUGAUCAACGGUUACGUCCACACCACCACUAUCCGCGAGGUCCUGACCACCAUCAGCACCGCAAUCGACCCGUCUGCCAAGGUUACAGCAGGGCAGCCUGUCGCGCUGCUCCAGGAUGUGCUCUCCCUGAUCUCAUCAUCAGACAUGACCCUGACCGUCAUCCUCAACUCCGCCGACGCACCAGCUCUGCGCAGGUCGCAGUUCCAGACCGUCUUCUCCCAGCUCGCAGCACAUCCCCAGGUCCACCUGGCAUGCAGCGUCGACACCCCUGAUGCAUCCGCGCUCUGGGACAGCGGACAGCGCUCUAAUUUCAACUUCGCCUUUCAUGAUGCCACCACCUUCGCAUCGAGGUCCGCCGCCGAGCUCGAUGUCGUCGAUGAGGUGCACGAGCUGCUAGGCCGCAAGGCUCGGCGCAUCGGUGGCAAGGACGGUGUAGCUUUUGUGCUGAAGUCUCUACCAGAGAAUGCAAAGAACCUCUUCCGCUUACUUGUAGGCGAGGUUCUUGUGGGUAUGGAGGAUGAGAGCGGUGCUGCCGCCGCAGGGGAAGGCCCUGGCGUCGAGUACCGGAUGUUGUACAACAAGGCGGUGGAGGAGUUCAUAUGCAGCUCGGAAAUGGCCUUCCGGACGCUGCUGAAAGAAUUCCACGACCAUCAGAUGAUCACUAGUCGCAAGGACGUCCUGGGCACGGAGCUGUUGAGCCUGCCUUUCCGUAAAGACGAAUUAGAAGCCAUUUUGGAGGAUUUGGUGUCUUGA